Acipenser ruthenus (sterlet) is the source of this 5096-nucleotide messenger RNA. RefSeq names its product suppressor of cytokine signaling 7 (gene socs7). Gene Ontology annotation, molecular function: 1-phosphatidylinositol-3-kinase regulator activity. The record is from RefSeq and is a predicted model, not a curated record. The transcript has 10 exons. Bases 485 to 3154 code for a protein of 889 amino acids. Gene Ontology annotation, cellular component: phosphatidylinositol 3-kinase complex. Gene Ontology annotation, biological process: phosphatidylinositol phosphate biosynthetic process; intracellular signal transduction. NCBI's taxonomy places the organism in Eukaryota, Metazoa, Chordata, Actinopteri, Acipenseriformes, Acipenseridae.
CGUAGAGCUCAGAGUACAUAUUAAAAAAUCAAGGGCGGCUCUGUGCAAUACGUCAUAACAAAAAAGGUUCUUGAAAGCGAGAAAACAAGAGGGGUCAUUGAAUUUGCGGAAGUAGGGUAAGAGGGUUGGGCUUGCACUGCAACCCGAGACGAGAAAGGGCUGUAUUACAAUUACAGCAGGAAGCUUUCAAUAUGGAACUAUGGGGGUUCUUGCUAGCAGAAAAGGCACAUUAUUAUUAUUGAUGCCGCGGUGGUAUCGUACAGCGCAGUCCGUGUCACCCUCCCUCACCGUUUCUGUUUUCUAUAUCCAUGUCUAAAUUAAGAGCAUCGGUGUCAACGACGCUGAAAAAGCGUUUCAAAUAGUUUUUUUUUUUUUUUUUUUUUUUUUUAAUAAGCUGUUUGGCUGCGGGCGUUGGUUUCAGCAGAAAAAAGAGAGCAAGACAUUGUUAUUUUUUUUUUUCUUUCCUAUACAUGAGAAAAUAAUAAUGAAUAACGCGCAAGCUGACAUUAAUAUGUCUCCCGAUUUUGUGUUGAUGCGCCUGGUAUCUGCAGCCGAAGACGACAAUCUGGACGAGGAGAAUGGAAAUCUGUCAACAGCGGCCAGCGAUGCAUUCGGGGCGUCUGUGCUGCUGGGUCAGCACCAUAACAACGGGAUCCUGCUCAAGAACGACUUUGAAUUCGACUCGAAUAACAAAACGGCCCAGCAGCAGCAGCAGCAGCAGACAGGGAACGGGGCGGCUGCAUCCCCCGAAGAUGCAAUGCCCACAACACGGCCAUUGGAGCCUCUAGUGCCGCCCCCUCCCGCGGACCCAGCGAUGGCUCAGCGGUUCGAUUUCCACCACAGAACCAAGGGCUCCCGACCCCAGCUGAUGGUGUUUCGGAACAUACUCCGGCCCGGAGACAGAGACCACCACGGGUCGGGGCAGCACGAUGUUCAGAUGGGAGAACGUGUUUUAGAACCACAAGGUUGUGAUGUCAGUUCUAGUGCUAGUACCACUGCCGGUGUUCAUAGCAACAGAAGCGAGGACCUGCUGGAGCAGGGUGGGUUUCUGCAGCCGCAAAUUAAAUACCAACCCAAGUGGAGCUUAUUGCAACCUCGGCCGGUUGCAGUUUCGGUCAGUGCUGCUAGCGUGGUAACCCGCAGCGUCGUGCCCGAAUUGUGCCACCGCCACAGGCUGGCAACUGGGCACAAAGACUGGACCCCAGCAUCCGACAUGUUGCUAGAUAACAAACUGGACCACCGCGACUUUUUUUUAGAUACGAGGCGGGCCUCGUCCGCUCCGAGAGGCGGCGAACCGGACACAGCGGCGGCGGCGGCGUCGGACCCGGUGUUCGAACUGGCCAGGAAAUUCGGCGAGUUCGGGGUCGACGGCGCCGGGGUUUUGUUCAGCAAGGAAGGCGAGCUGGCGCGCUGUCCGUGCCAAAGCCUGCUGGGCUCGGCUGGCAUUGGGCUAGGACCCGGGGAGGAUCCGACAGAAACCAGCGACGCGCUUUUGGUUUUGGAAGGACUCGAAUCGGAGGAGAUGGACGGCUUAGGAACGAGCAGCACUUGCUCGGAAGAGGAUUUUAAGAACGGCACGCCCGCCGCUUUCUUGCUAAACGGCAAAGGGGACGCUGAUGUGAUGCAAACGAUGAACGGCUUCUCCAGCAGCACUCUGACGGGUCUGAUGAGACAGGUGGCGGGGGAUACUAGCUGUUGCCCCGGUUACCGAGACCCCCAGGUCUUUUGCCCGCUGAGAGACGUUCUGGACCUGGGUCCAGCCGUGGCUCAGCGGUGCCAGACCUCUCCCGACGAACGCAGCCCCCUGUCAGAUCCCGCCUUUACCUCUAACGGCGUCUCGCCUUGUGGGUCCACCCUGGACUUGCCAGCACCUUCUCAGGACCAGAACCACAAAGUUCGUGUGAGCAGGCGCGCCAGCUCGACUCUGUCAGUGGCGAGCGGAGGGGGUCGCGAAAAGACAGCGAGGGGGCCGGGCAAAUCCAGGAAAGGGUCGUUAAAAAUCCGCCUCAGCAAACUGUUUCGAACUAAAAGUUGUAACGGGUCCAACGAACCGCUGGAUAAAUCCGUGGAUUUGGCGGUGUCAGUCGGGAGCCUUGAUGUAAUGGAUGUUUCUGGUUCCAACGGAAGAGAGAAAGACCUAGGAAGGAAAACCCAGUUGACCAGAACCCUAAGUGCCUUCUCUCCUGCCUUCACGGGUGAGACGGUCUCGCUGGUUGACGUGGAUAUCUCUCAGAGGGGGCUGAACUCCCCCCACCCCCCAACACCCCCUCCUCCGCCCAGACGCAGCCUCAGCCUGCUCGAUGAUAUAAGCGGGCCGCAGCCUGGGCCUUUCCUAGCGGGCUCUAUGGGGGCCUCCCUCCAGUCUCUCCCUCUGCCUCUGCCUCCUCCUCCUCCUUCUCAUGCCACCAUCCAGCAUAGCCUCAGCCUCAAUGACACGUUCCUGCGGGCGCUCCCUCGCCCCUCCUCCUCCUCUUCUUCCUCCUUGCAGGGAGACGCCCAGCCCCCUGUCACACAGCCCCCCCCUGCCCAGGCGCUGCACUGCCCGCUGAGCAGACCCGACUCCUGCAGCUUCGCAGCCAGCCUGAGGGAGCUUGAGAAGUGCGGCUGGUAUUGGGGUCCCAUGAACUGGGAGGACGCGGAGAUGAAGCUGAAGGGGAAGCCGGACGGCUCGUUCCUGGUGAGAGACAGCUCGGACCCCCGCUACAUCCUGAGUCUCAGCUUCCGAUCGCAGGCCAUCACCCACCACACGCGCAUGGAGCACUACAGGGGGACCUUCAGUCUGUGGUGCCACCCCAAGUUCGAGGACCGCUGCCAGUCGGUGGUGGAAUUCAUCGAGAGAGCCAUCAUGCAUUCCAAGAACGGCAAAUUCCUCUACUUCCUGCGCUCCAGAGUUCCCGGUCUGCCCCCCACCCCAGUGCAGCUCCUCUACCCCGUGUCUCGGUUCAGCAACGUGAAGUCCCUGCAGCACCUGAGUCGCUUCCGAAUCCGACAGCUGGUGCGGGUCGACCACAUCCCAGAGCUGCCCCUGCCCAAGCCCCUGAUCGCAUACCUGCGGAAGUUCUAUUACUACGACCCAGAGGAGGAGAUGUACCUCUCCCUGAAGGAGGCUCGAGGCAGCCUGAGUCCGGAGCAGGAUGCUGAGACACAGACGUAGAGCCGAAGGGGCCCUACAUCCUCAAGUUUGGACACUUGUUUGUUUAAAACUUCCACAAUAGGACUAGCUUUGGGGGUGGCGACUGGACACAGACCGCCACGAACAGGAGUGGUAACUGGACAAUCCUGCUUUGAAGACCACCAUGUAGAGAGAGGCCGUGGCAUCUGCCAAGCUGGAGCCGGUUAGGGUCCUGUGGUCCUUUUUCCAUUUUCUUAAGCAGCUGUCAUCAGUCUCUCUGACAGGGUUGACAUGGUAUUUGGUCGCUGCGGUAACCGUGGUGAGGUAUAAUUCUAACCCCGCCCCCUUAUCCCUUGACCCCUCCCCAGCCCCUCCUACUCUCCCAACGCACGCACUGGAAUUGAGGUUUCCUUUACAUUGAUCUCCCCAGUCAUACCAGUCCCGGAGAGACCUCCCCCAAACUGGAGUGAACUGGUUUAACUGGGCCUGCUGCAAACUGGAGCUGAGCCGAGCUUGAAGACUUGAAAACUAAUAAUAAUAAUAAUAAUAAUAAUAAUAAUAAUAACAUGCAGGUUCGAAUUGGUAGCUCUCACUGGAAUCUAAAAGGGACUGGAGUUUUGCUUGUUAAUGUUGUCGGAAUUUGUUUUUGUUUGAAUUUGUUUUGUUAUUUAUUUAUUUUUUAAAUGGGGCAGGAGGCUGGAGAAUACAAGAUAGCAGCAAACUGAGCUGUAUAUACCAUUUGUGUGCGCGGAUCCCGGAACAAAAUGUUGGUUUAAUUUAUUGAUUUAACAAAAACAAAAAGUGAAAACCGAACUGGAAUCAAUCUUGCCUGUCUGAAUAAUAAAAAAAAAGGAUGCAACUUGUACGAGUUGCACACAAUAAGGGAACUGUCCCUUAAAAAGUCAAUUUAACUCAGCUUAAGACGAUGGUACCUGUCUGCGGUUCAAAUUCCAGAUUGCUUUUAAUAGGGGAGGUGCUUCUCUCAGCUGAUGCCCUAAAAUGCAAAACAGUAUGUAAUGCCUGGUGAAAUACAAUUCAAAGCUGCUGUACUAUGUCCACUGUUUUGUCAUUUCAAAUAUUUUCACCAAACUUCAAAGCUUAAUGUAGGUGAAAAACGCGCAAAUAAACAGGGGAACUCUUCGGUCCACUAAAAUAAAGGGCUUUGCAUAAUCUCUGCAUGUAAGAAACUGCAGUGUGAAAACACAACACGAAAUAAUGAAUUAACAUCCAGAGUAGCACUAUAGCAUUAAAAUAUUCUGAACCGGAGAUAAACCCUAACACUGAAUUAUUCACUGCACAGAGCAAUUACUUCUAGGUAGUUUUUAUUUUUCUAUUCACGUGAGCUGCGAUAUUUCCUCUCAAGCAUUAUUUGCGCGCAUGGUUAUUAAAAAACGUAAAUUAAUGGUGAAAAUGUAACUUUAAACUAAAAGUUGAGGUGAGGCAAUCGUUCAAACCGGGGCGUUGACGCGACAGAAUCCGCCUCAGUGCAGCGUUGGAAAUAAGAAACCCAUUGCAUAGCAGUCUGGGUCUUAUUUCCAUCCCUGCAGUGUGGGGAUAAACCCAUUAACAACAGUGUUGUUAUAAUCGUCUCCUUGAGUUUCAUAAAAGGAGCCCUUGAAUUAGUGAUGGAUCAUUGCACAGCGAAGUGCAGCACAAUUAUCAUCCCAGUGAAUCACCGUGACCGUGCUAGAAAUGAAGCGGGCUGUGGAAUCCACCAGGGUGACCGCGAGGGCGGGGGUACCAUCUCUGUUGCAGGAGAGACACAGGUUUUUUUUUUUUUUUUCUUCAUGGACACGAUUUAGAAUUAAGACUUACCUCCAAGUUCAAUGUUAUUUAAGCAUUAGAAGUAUUUAGUAUAAAGCCCUGUUGUUUUUCAAUUCUCUGUUGCUAUCUCUCUCCCCCAUAUAUAUAUAUAUAUAUAGAGAGAGAGAGAGAGAGAGAGAGAGAGAGAGAGAGAGAGAGAGAGAGAGAGAGAGAGAGAGAG